AUGGCGACAACACAAGACACGUACUAGAUCUGCUGUCUUGUCUUCAACUAAAACAUUUAAUUUAGGAUAACUGCAGGAAAUUUUACAGCUAGAUUCUAGAUCUAGAUCUAAAAUCCUUCUACAAACUGCUACGCUGCUCAUGAAACCGAAAUAACUGAACGGGAAAUCCCGGUAUUAUCUAAAGAGUUGACGUCACGCUCCAAGGGACAGAACAGUCGCUUUCACAUUCGCCUGACCCAAACACUUUAAGUUUACAUUGAGACAUUUGAUCAGAUAUUCUAAAACUAAAAACAUCAUUUUAAUUACAUCAUUUUCAGCGUCACAGUUUACAUUGAGAUACUCUAUCAAAUAUUCUAUGAGAUGGCCGUAUCGAUUCCUAUAAAGGAGCAAUUAGCUCAACUGUUGAACAAUUUGGAAGAGAUGAAAAGUUUGUUAAAAAAUAAUUUAAGUGACUUUGAUCAGCAGGUAAAACAAGCAAUACUGGAAUGGUUUGACAAUCACUCAGAUGCAAAAAUAAAUUUUAAAGAAGUUGUUUCUAUGGUAACAACAUUAAAUACUGCCCUACUUGAUCUUAAACAAAUGACUUCUGUUUCCUGCACCAAGUAUCAAGCAAUGGCUGCUGGAGAUAAGACAACACAAGAGAAUAAAAGUGUUGACUCUGUACACGAUGUAAAUUAUUCUGAUCUUUCUAUGUCAGUUGCAGCUGAUUUAAGUAACACAUUAGAGCAAAGAGUAGAACGUCUUGAAACAAAGCUAACUUCUAUGCAAAGUUGGAAUAAGAAAACUGAAGCUGACGUGACCGAAAUUAAGCAAUAGAGGGAUACUUAUAAAUCAGAAGAAAGUAAUAUGAAGGAACACAUAGAACAAUUGGCUAUAAAACAAAAACAUAAUUCUAAGCAAUUCCGAAAGCAAAUUAACGAACAGAAACAUAUGACGGAUGAGAUGAAUGAAGAACUGAAACAAUUGAAUGAAUUAAAACAAUGGAGGAAAACACUUAUAUCAGAACAUAACAUUAUGGCGAAAAAACUUGAAGAAUUGUCUCAGAAAGAAAUA
Molecule: messenger RNA, 1053 nt
Organism: Physella acuta
Lineage: Eukaryota; Metazoa; Mollusca; Gastropoda; Physidae
Source: RefSeq, a predicted model, not a curated record